Physcomitrium patens is the source of this 3565-nucleotide messenger RNA. RefSeq names its product vacuolar protein-sorting-associated protein 11 homolog. Gene Ontology annotation, molecular function: protein binding; protein-macromolecule adaptor activity. Gene Ontology annotation, biological process: organelle fusion; endosome organization; intracellular protein transport. Gene Ontology annotation, cellular component: HOPS complex; endosome. NCBI's taxonomy places the organism in Eukaryota, Viridiplantae, Streptophyta, Bryopsida, Funariales, Funariaceae. The record is from RefSeq and is a predicted model, not a curated record.
AGUGUUGCGGAGAAACGCCCAAGGAUUGAUCGCUUCGAUCACCAAACCUCGCAGAGCUGCAAUUCAGUCACUCCCAAACGAUGGAGUUUUCUUUGCCAGCGAUGGAGGAUCGCGCGUUAUGUGCAUUUCAAGGUAGAAAUCAAGCCCCAUGCCCUGGAUUAGCGUGAGGCGACAACAAUUGUGUUGGGUUUUGGAGCUUUUUUGUGGAUGGAAUUUUGAGAGUUAGGUUUGCAAGCACGGAGGGAGGGUUGUUGUGUGGGCGGGACUUGGAGGGAGAGUUGCAGGAGAAGGAGGAGGAAAAGAAGAGAUAGAUUGCGAUGUAUCAAUGGCGGAAGUUUCAGUUUUUCGAGGAGAAGCCACCUGGGCCCGCGGUGGCGGAGGAAGUGAAGGAGAAGGUGGUGUGCAGUACCAGUGGGCGAGGACAGAUUGUUCUCGGGGCCGAGGAUGCUAUGUUGCAUGUGCUGGAUCGUGGGUUGAAGCUCAAUUAUAGCUUUCAGGCUCAUUCCGAUCGCGUUCUCUACAUUCAGCAACUCAAGCAACGACAUGUUUUGAUAUCACUGGGGGAGGAUGAGGCCGCUUCGAUGAAAGGAUCUGGAUUGAAUCUGAAGAUGUGGGAUCUUGACAAGAUCCAACCCGAAGGCUCUAGCACCACGGGUCCUGCUUGCGUCCGCUCAAUUCGGAUUUUCGAUAACAAGUUCCCCGAAGCUCAGAUUACGUCAUUUUUGGUGUUUGAGGAAGCGCCUCCAAUUGUAUUAAUCUGCAUUGGGCUCGACUCUGGCGAAAUCUGCUGCAUACGUGGUGACAUUGCUCGGAACCGUGUAACCAGACUAAGACUUUCGGUGGAUCCAGCUGUUGAUGGUGGCCAGCCUGCGUCUCCAGUGACGGGCUUAGGUUUCCGGGUUGAAGGUCAAAUGCUCCAACUCUUUGCAGUGACCACUUCGUCCAUAAACCUCUUUGACAUGCACGAUUCAUCACCACAAAAGAAGGUUAUUGAUCAGAUUGGUACUGAGGGACGAUGCGUUGCAAUGAGUGACAAUCAAGAUCUUGUGAUUGGGCGUCCAGAAGCAGUAUAUUUCUACGAGGUAGAUGGGCGGGGACCCUGUUGGGCAUUUGAAGGAAGUAAGCAGUUCAUUGCGUGGUUCCGUGGGUACCUUGUAGUGGUUUCAUCCGAUCCUCGCAAGCCCAGUAAAAACGUGUUAAAUAUUUACGAUUUGAAGAAUAAGCUCGUUGUGUACAAUAGUUCAAUUGGUGAAGUGGCACACAUCUUGUGCGAGUGGGGCACUAUCACGGUGCUCACUCAGGACCAACAAAUCUUAUGUAUUGCUGAGAAAGACAUGGGAAGUAAACUUGACAUGCUGUUUCGCAAGAGUUUGUAUACUAUUGCUAUCAAUCUGGUUCAAAACAAUCAAGCUGAUGCUGCGGCGACUGCAGAGGUUAUGCGCAAGUAUGGUGACCAUCUAUACGGUAAACAGAACUAUGAUGAAGCAAUGGCUCAGUACAUUCGCACGAUUGGGCAACUGGAGCCCUCCUAUGUGAUUCAAAAGUUUCUGGAUGCGCAGCGUAUACACAACCUAACUCAUUACCUAGAAAAAUUGCAUGAAAAGGGGCUAGCAACGGCAGAUCACACCACACUGCUCCUUAACUGCUACACAAAGCUCAAAGACGUUUCAAAGCUGAAUGAUUUUAUCAAAGGGGAGGAAGGCAAAGAAGGAGAGCCUCGGUUUGAUGUGGAGACAGCUGUAAGGGUAUGCAGAGCUGCUGGGUAUUACCAACAUGCACUCUUUGUGGCAAUGCGAGCAGGGGAGCACGAGUGGUACUUGAAAAUACUGUUGGAGGAUUUGAAACGGUAUGAAGAAGCUUUGCAAUAUAUCAUAGGGUUGUCUUUGUAUGAGUCUACGGUCGCAUUAAAACAGUAUGGCAAGGUGCUCGUGGAGCACAAGCCAGCUGAGACAAGUGCAGCGCUUCUGAAGCUGUGUACCAACAGUGGAGCCACUACUCCAACUCUUGGUGCUUCAUCUAGCAGUGGGAGGUUAACCAGCUUACUACCUUCUCCAGUUGAAUUUGUCCACGUCUUCAUUGACCAGCCGAAGUGGCUUAUUGUGUUUCUGGAGCAGUACGUAGAGGUGGUGAAAGAUUCUCCUCAACAUGUUGAGCUUUACAACACUUUGCUCGAGCUUUAUUUAUCGGAAGAACUUCGCAGCCCAGGCUUACCCGAAGACCCCUCUCCACCGGAGGAACCUGACUCUCAGACUGGGGAAGGAGAUUCUAAGGACACUAACGAAGGCCACCAUCAUGGAAAUCUAAUCCUUGCAGCUGGUGGGCAAGUGAUCGCAGCUGGAGGUCAAGUGAUUGCUGUUGGUGGCCAAGUGAUCAAGGCAGUUGGAAAAAUAGGGGGGCUUGUGUUGCCUAUUCACAGAAGCAAAGAGCAGGAACCGGUUACUGAUAUCGAUCCAGAAGAGGAAGAAAGAGCUCACAAAGUGGCGAUGAUAGAGGCUGUCCCAACUGAAGAUCAAGUUGCGCGGCGUGCCAAGGCACUGGUGUUGCUUAACCUUGGAUGGGGUCCUCAUGAACAAUCCCCGCAGUAUGAUGUGGACCUUGCGCUAGUGCUUUGCCAGAUGCACAAGUUUCGGGAUGGUCUGUUGUUCCUUUACGAGAAGCUGAAACUUUACAAAGAAGUUUUAGCAGUCUAUAUGAAGGAUCAUGACUACAAGGGCCUCAUUUCGACUUGUAAGCGCUUGGGUGAAACUUCUCGUGGUGGAGACCCAACUCUAUGGAACGAUGUAUUGUCUUACUUUGGUGAUCAUGGCGAGAACUGCUCUGAUGAAGUGAGGGAAGUGUUGGUGCACAUUGAACGUGAUAAUCUGCUUCCUCCUUUAAUUGUCCUUCAGAAACUCUCCAAGAAUCCCAAGCUGACUUUGUCAGUGGUGAAGGACUACAUUGCGCGGCAACUGCAGCAGGAAACUCGGUUGAUUGAAGAAGAUCGGAAAGUCAUUGAGAAGUAUCAGGAGGAAACCGAAGCCAUGCGAGCUGAAGUGCGAGAGCUUCGUUCCCAUGCACGCAUUUUCCAGCUGAGCAAAUGCACUGCGUGCACCUCGGCUCUGGAUUUACCUGCGGUCCACUUUCUGUGCAUGCAUUCCUUCCAUCAGCGCUGCCUCGGGGAUAAUGAGAAGGAGUGCCCAGUGUGUGCACCCACCAGUCGCCAUGUUCUGGACGUGAAACGGUCCCUGGAGGCCAAUGCGAAUGACCACGACACCUUCUUCCAGUUGCUGCGGAACUCCGACGAUGGGUUCUCCGUCAUUGCUGAGUAUUUUGGGAGGGGCAUUUUGAAUCAAGGACCCCAACCGAAAGGCGGUAGUAAGUCACUCAGUAGGUCAAGCAGUGUAAUAAAUUAGUUGGUUUCUUUUGCUUGUAUUCGUGAGCAGCCAAGUAUAUUGUUUUUAUCAAUUCUUUCCAACAACUGAAUGUAGUUCACUACCAAUUCCAGUCCUGUGUCGAGAUACGGUUGGUUUCCCACACGAUUGUUAUUUGUUAUUUUAAUUGUGUAUAUAUUUCAUGUUUCUAGUAA